GCUGAGGAUGGAGAGCACGGUGGACAAAUCUCCCCGGCAGAGCCUGGUGGGAGAGGCCGUUUUGAAGGGCUCCCCGGCACAGGAAGGCAGCGGGGAGGAAAAGGCCCGGAGAUGCCCCCGGAGGAGGGGCUGCAAAGCCAGCCCAGGGAGCUGUGAGGAGGAAAGACCCGUUCUGUGCCGGGAAGGCGGCCAGAGAUUGAGCCGGAGCUCCGAGCUGGUGGUCCCUGAGCAGCCUCCCAGCAGGGAGAAGCCCUUCAGGUGCUUGGAAUGUGGGAAGAGCUUCAGGAAGAGCUCGAACCUCCUCAGGCACCAGCACAUCCACACUGGGGAACAGCCCUACACGUGUAGGGAAUGUGGGAAGGGCUUCAGGCACAGCUCCAAGCUCCGCAGGCACCAGCGCAUCCACACCGGUGAACGACCCUACAAGUGCUUUCAAUGUGGGAAGAGGUUUCAGACCAGCUCAACUCUCCUCGUGCAUGAGCGGACACACACAGGGGAGAGGCCCUUCCGCUGCACCGACUGCGGGAAGGGCUUCAAACACAACUCCAACCUCAUCACCCACCGGCGCAUCCACACCGGGGAGAGGCCCUACAAGUGUGGGGAGUGUGGGAAGAGCUUCAGCCAGAGCUGUGCUUUGACCAGACACCAACGGACCCACCGGUAGCAGAAGCCCCUGGAAUGCCCCGACUGCGGGAAGAGCUUCGGCCGCUGCUCCCACCCUGAAUGACCCCCCUGAUGAUGAGGCAACCCCUGGAGUCCAGUGACUGUCAGUCCGUCCCUUUCUACCAGAAAGGGCCAGUCCCCUUUCCCAGGGGCAGGUUCUGCCAACAGAACCCUUCUUGGGGGUGUGUGGAGAUUCCUGCCUUGGCUGGGUCCCCCCAAGGUCAGUGCUGGAGGUUGAGAGCAGAGAUCUCCCCACGAUUGUUGGUCUGGGGGAGUUCCAUCCAUCUCUAAUUAAUAAUUCUUUCUUUGGUGCCAACUUGAGUAGAAUUGCUUCAACAAUUGCUUUAGUGUAGAGCACUGUCCUAUCUUAUUCUCUAUUAGUGGUAGUUUUAGUGUUUCUUUAGUGUUUCUUUUAAUGUUUCUUUAGUGUUGCAGUUUCCAUGGAGAAAAGGUGAGGGGCGGUGGGCAGAGAUUCUCGGCUACAGUCACCAGUUCUUCUCCCUUUCCUCUCCCUGAUUUUCCAGAAUUUGCCCUCAAUUUUUAUAGUGUUCACAGGAGCUUGAACAUGGUUUUUUGGCACGUAGCCAGUUCAGAUGUUGGAAUAGAUAUGAUAAUCAUAAGCAAUGGCAGGAUCUUUUGGC
Molecule: messenger RNA, 1304 nt
Organism: Myiozetetes cayanensis
Lineage: Eukaryota; Metazoa; Chordata; Aves; Passeriformes; Tyrannidae
Product: zinc finger protein 664-like
Exons: 1
Coding region: 8-664 (218 amino acids)
Biological process (GO): regulation of transcription by RNA polymerase II
Cellular component (GO): nucleus
Molecular function (GO): RNA polymerase II cis-regulatory region sequence-specific DNA binding; DNA-binding transcription factor activity, RNA polymerase II-specific
Source: RefSeq, a predicted model, not a curated record